GGAAACCGUCUAUCAUCUCUACUUCCGGCUUGAUGUGUAGACAGACGUGUACGUUUGUGUAGACAGAAACCGACAUAAACAUGCCUGGGAUGCAAUUUGAAUACGAUGAGGAAGGAGGAACCUUCUUCUAUUUUUUGUUUUCUCUAUGGGGCCUCGUUCUUAUUCCCGCCACGUAUUAUUUUUGGCCCAGGAAAUCUGUAGACGAUGAUAAAGAUAAGAAGAAGAGAGAGUGUAAUUGUGAUCCUUGUGUCAUAAAACGGCAUCAAUUAAAAUCCAGCACAAAAUGGAACAGAAUGAAAGAGAAAGUUUUGAAAGUGGUAUUUAUAAUAGCUUGGAUAAUAUUUGCCCUACUGGCCUACAAAGUUUCCCAGAUCCAUAUAGAAUACCAGGAAUAUGACCCAUAUGCUGAACUUGGACUGGAUGUUGGAGCAACAAAAGAGGAAAUUAAGAAGGCUUACAAAAAACUAAGUUUGAAAUACCAUCCAGACAAACCUACAGGGGACCACAAAAAGUUCAUGAAAAUUGCCAAAGCCUACACAGCAUUGACAGAUGAAGAAACGAGGAAAAUUUGGGAGGAGAGCGGUGAUCCAGAUGGUCCAGGAGUCACCAGAUUUGGUAUAGCUUUGCCCAAGUGGAUUGUGGAGAAGCAGAAUUCUAUGUGGGUCCUGUUGGUUUAUGGUCUGCUAUUCAUGGUUCUCCUGCCUGUUGUUGUGGGUGUUUGGUGGUACCGCUCUAUCAAGUUCUCUAAGGACCAGGUUCUGUUAGACACCACCAGAUUGUACUACUAUUUCUUCCAGAAAAACCCCAACAUGAUUCUUAAAAGAGUGAUAAUGGUGUUAGCUGGAUCUUUUGAAUUUGACAAAUUCCACAAUGCCGAGAUUGUCGAGAGACCGAGUGAUAAUGAGGAGGUCCCUAUGCUGAUCAAACGUUUGCCAAACCUGGAUGAGAAGAACAAGGAGAAGCCCCUGUGUUAUCCCUACAGUGUCAAGGCCAGGGCUCUCCUACACGCCCACUUCCAGAGGCUGGACCUUCCCCCGGACACGCUAGCUAUUGACCAAGCAUAUGUGGUGAAAAAGUGUCCAUAUCUUAUCAAUGAAAUGAUAAAUGUUAUCGCACAGCUGGUGGCAGGAGCUCACAGAAACGCUGUCCAGUACAUGCCUCGACUAGAAACAGUGGAGAACUGUAUGAAGCUUUCACAGAUGUUGAUACAGGCGGUGGACGUACGGACUAGUCCUCUGUUACAGCUACCACAUCUAACACAGGACAUGUUGAAACAUUUCACCACUAAAAAGAGACACAUCCAGAGAAUCCGCGACUUGAUCGGGAUGAAGGAGGAAGAUCGACGCUCACUUCUACGUCACAUGACGUCUGACGAGUAUCGUGACAUAAUUAAUGUGUGUGCCACACUGCCACAUGUCAAGAUGGAGGUCCACUCCACAGUUCUGGAUGAUGAGGAUACAUCAAUAACAGCUGGCUCUAUUGUGACGGUAAAUGUUAGCCUGACCAGGGAGAUGAUGGAGGUGUUGUUUGAUAAGGAGGAUCUGUCUCAUGUUGACGAGGAACGUGACAAUCUAGCCAUCGCUAACGAGGAAACGGAAUCUAAUAAAGACCAGCAGGAAAAUGAGACAGAGGAUAAUGUUGAAGCAAAAGAGAAAGCUCCUAUCUGGCAUAAACAGAAAAAACAACCGAAGAAAAAGGGAGGUAAUCAAAAGAACAAAAAGGUCAAACAGGCGUACAACUGGAAAGCUGCCGCAGCAACAAACGCCACAGCAAACGACAAGAAGGAGGGCAAGGGGGAGUCAGAAAAACAGGGUAAUGAGGUUGCAGUGAAAGAUGACGAAGAAGACAGAGAAGAGAAUGACAAUGACUCUGAGAGGGCAGAAACAGACGAGGAAACAAAUGCCUCAGAUGGUGAGGACCGAUCUGUGGAUAAGUCAGAGUCCUCCAGAGGACACGAGGAGGACGAGGAGCAGUGGAGGAAAUAUCAGGAGGAGGCCAAGAAAGAACAACAGCUGGACACAAAGGUCAAGGAGAGUCAUCCUGUCCACUGUCCAUAUUACGGAGAGGAGAAGCAGGAGGGAUGGUGGUUGUAUGUUUGUGAUAAGAAAUCUCACAUGUUGAUUACAGCCCCAGUCCAGAUCCUGACACUCAAAGACACAGAGGAGAUGACACUCAAGUUCUCUGCCCCUCACAAGCCUGGAUUGUAUACCUACACAGUGGUGCUAAGAUCAGAUUGUUAUGUUGAUUUUGAUCAGUCCAAGAAUAUCAGGCUGGACGUGAAGGAAGCCAAGGUGAUCGAUGACCAUCCUCAGUGGGACUUUGUCGAUGAUGAAGAAGACAAGGACAAAGAUGACGAAACUGACUCGGAUUACUCCACGGAUUUUGAUGAAUCUGAUGAUGAUUGAACAUCCACUCACCAUUAGGAGGAUGUCUAAAGAUUCAAGCAUUUUAAGUGAAAGUCAAUACUGUGACAGCAAAGUGAAUCUAAAAAUUGUGUCAAACUAAGAAAUAUCGAUAACAAAUAUAUAUAAAUGUGUCUUGUAUAAUGGGGAGAGCACUUCAGUAGUAAGAUGAUUAAAUUCAAGAUUAUUCAAAAAAAAUCUUUCUUUAUAUGUAUGGCAACUGCAUCAGUUGUUUGUUUGUUCUUUUGACGUUUACAAUCUUUUCAAUAUUUUUAUUGGCAGUUUGAAAGCUUAAAUUGGCAAUAGCUUGCUGUUCAGUGCUCUCUUACAUGUAAAUACUGAUUGAUCUAAAUACUGAUUGGUAGAAAAUUAUCUUCAGUUUAUAAUUAGGAGAUGAGGUGAAUUAAUUUCCUACAUGCUGUCAAAUUGACAAGAAUUUAGUGAUAAGUUCCAGUUAUGAAUAGGUGAUUUCUAUUUCUUUAUGAAGAAAAUCCUAUUUAGUUUAAGCUGGUUGUAUAUAUGUGUGUGUGUGUAUUUCACAACUGUAUGUUAAAUACUAUGUUUUACAAUGUCUGACUGAUAAAAACUCAUUGAACAUUUAUUCACUGUACAAAAAUAUGUGCCACAUUUGCCCUAGAACAGUUUCAUUUCAAAAUAUUUACAUACAUUAUCAAACAUUUUCAUAUUAGCACAGAGACAAAUUUUUUUCUUGAACUUCAAAUGCAACACUUCAUUUGCUUUUCAUAUUGCAAGAGAAAAAUGAAGUGAAUGUGUGUAAAGAAAGUCAGUCAAAAGUGUGGUGGAAAAUAUACAGCACUACCAACUACUGCCAUUUACAAAAUCAAUGUACACUUGUUCAUUUUAAGCUUUGUUGGUAAUUUGAUGUAGCAGUUUAAGAUUUUGUAAAUAUAACUUUUUCGAUGUUAUUUUAGUUUUUGUACAAUCAGUGGCCAUAGGCAUUAGUCAUAAACGUGUUUAUGUUUUUCUUGUACAAAAUGUAUAUCAGAAUGCAUUUGCAUGGGGGGGAAAAUACACAAUUUACAAUAUUUUCCUAUACAUUUGACCGAGAUUUAAUGACAAUAUUUAUAGAAUUUCGGAAUGAUUUUGUAUUGUUUUAUUUAUUUGAUAUGUGCAACAUCUCAUUCCAAGAACAACUUGUCAUAAACUCAUUGUAAAUAUAUCAUAAAAUGAAAUGGUUGAUGAAUGUCAUGAAAUGAUCACUUGUUAUAUUAUGCUUAAUGUGGAAAAUGGAAAUAAAAGUAAACAAAUCAA
Molecule: messenger RNA, 3674 nt
Organism: Saccostrea echinata
Lineage: Eukaryota; Metazoa; Mollusca; Bivalvia; Ostreida; Ostreidae
Product: translocation protein SEC63 homolog
Exons: 19
Coding region: 81-2405 (774 amino acids)
Biological process (GO): post-translational protein targeting to endoplasmic reticulum membrane; SRP-dependent cotranslational protein targeting to membrane
Cellular component (GO): Sec62/Sec63 complex
Molecular function (GO): RNA binding; transmembrane protein transporter activity
Source: RefSeq, a predicted model, not a curated record